Labrus mixtus (cuckoo wrasse) is the source of this 6976-nucleotide messenger RNA. RefSeq names its product spalt-like transcription factor 2 (gene sall2). The coding region runs from base 1658 to 5917 and encodes 1419 amino acids. The record is from RefSeq and is a predicted model, not a curated record. NCBI's taxonomy places the organism in Eukaryota, Metazoa, Chordata, Actinopteri, Labriformes, Labridae. The transcript has 3 exons. Gene Ontology annotation, biological process: regulation of transcription by RNA polymerase II. Gene Ontology annotation, molecular function: RNA polymerase II cis-regulatory region sequence-specific DNA binding; DNA-binding transcription factor activity, RNA polymerase II-specific. Gene Ontology annotation, cellular component: nucleus.
AAUGCACAUCCGGGGCUGUAUUUUCGGAGAAGUCAUAUUUUUUUAUGAAUCAUAACUUGUUAUGAUGGGGAGCGCGCGUGGCGUGCAACAGGUCGCCGUACAGUAGCGGGGACGCGCAUCUCACCGCCGUAUUUUGCGCUUGUUUCCAAACAUUGGCGUUUAUAGCGUAUCACCGUCGUGUACGCGAACAUAUCGGCAAGAUGGCACGGAAAAUACGAAUGCGUUGUUGGCACAAUAGAGGAGCCUUCUUUGAAAAAAAUACAUUUUCUGUUUCGACUGUUUGAUUACUACGGCGAUAUUAGAGUAUCUUCUACUUUCUCUUUGACAAAAAAUGGUCGAUCAUGCAAUUACGUGCAUGUUUUCAACGUAAUUAAUUAAUGUUUUUAUCUUUUAAUUUUGGUCGAAAAUCACUGCCGAUAAUAUAGUAAAAGGCACCAUAUCUUCCUACAGAAUUUAUACAAGUCCGGCCUUAAACUGUCUGUUAUAGGCUUAUAAAGAAUAUUAGGCUACUUAUCGUGUCUCACAAUGGAAGAUCUGUUUUAAAUGGUUUAUACACAAAUCAAUUCUUAGGCUAUUUCAAAUGCCUCGUGACGACCUAUUAGCCUACAAUCAGACUUUACAUCAAGCAUCAGAUGCGUUUGUUAUUCCAUUCAAGUCUCAUUGAGACGUAAAGGGGGUGGCGGUGUCGAUGAGGUGGUGGGUGUCACAGGGCCCGGGUGAAAAAUGAUUUUCUUCAUCACACUGCAUGUGUGUUUCUUUCACUACCUCUCUCCACGUGGUAAGCAGUCGGGAUGAGGGUGAAUAGGGAGCAUUGUGCAUCCAGUCAGUGGCCUUAUGUGCUGGAGAGGCUCUGAGAGGGUGAUGCUCACUCAGCUGUGCUCCCUCAACGCCAUUGUUGCAAAUUCCACCUCAUUUCAGCCGCUCUGUUUACUGAGUUGACACAGGAGCCUGUUUUAGAGGCGACUGGAGCAUCCAGCGAGCUCACACAAACCUUACACCUCCAAGAGGUGUGUGUGCGCGCGCAUUUGCUAUAAGGUGUACUGUGACAAAAUUUAGUUUGAAUAUGCAAAAAUUGGAGCUGGAGAUGGCUUUUGCGGCCACCUGUGCGCACAGUUUUCAUACAUUAUGCACAAGACGAGACACACCGUGAGGUUUAGAUUUAUAGGAUCGUAAUCAGGGCACGAAAGCUUAGGAAGGGGCCAUAAUGCGAUGAACUGGGCGUCAAUUUAUGAGGGUUUACUAAAGAGAGGCAGUGGACUCUUGGCUCAAAAGAAGGGGUGUUCACUCGCCAUUUGAAUGCAAAGUAGUAGAUGAACAAGUGAGCUGUGUGUGUGUGUGUGUGUGUGUAUUUGUAAGGAAGGAGGGCCAACGGUGAGUUUUGAGAAAAGGGAGAACUGUCGAGGGAAACUGUCACAUGGCACUUUAGCUCUGUUUUUCUUUCUCUACGCCACAAUGCCACCAACGUGGAUAAGCUUUGUUGAGACGAAUCAGCCCGGAGCAUAUUGUAACAAUUUUGGAAAUAGUACUUUUAGUUUUUCUCUAUUUUUUCUCUACCUCUUAGUAAUCUAGACACCAACUUUUUCCAGUGUGCAGGGAGACAGAAUAAAAGUUGUCUGUUGGCCAAUGCGCAACCUCGUCGGUCCCAUCCUGCAGAAGCAUGUCCCGUCGGAAACAGAAACGACCCCAGCAGCUUAUGAGCCUGACCCUCGGUGCCAGUCGGAUACUUGAGCAUGAUGACAACUUGGCAUUGAAGUCACAACCCUUUCCACUUAUCCUGGACUCUCCCUUGUGCUCUCCAUCCACCUCUCUUCAAAGCUCCCAGUUGCCCCUUGCACUUCGUUCAUCUCUCAAGGGCUCUCAGACCCCCUCUCUACCCACUGAGGGUCCACUGCCAUCCUGCUCAACAAGCCAGCCCUCCCACCAGCCUCUCAAAGACCCACAGCCCUCCCUCUCUCCUAAAUUCAGUAACUCUUCUCCCCCUUACAAGGCUAAACAUCCACCUGCCCUUCGACUGUUUGACUGCAAUCCUACGUCAUCUUCAAGUGCCCUAAUCCCAUCCUCUAGAAGUACAAACAUGGCCUCUCCAAAGUUAGGACUUUCUGCUACUACUACAACCUCCUCUUCUUCUUCAUCGUCCUCUGCCUCCCUUUGUCCUCCACCACACCCUGGUAGUCCUAGUCGUGUGCCAGAGGGCCCCCCAAGUCCUGUUACUCCAACUCCCAGCCCAGGAGUCGCGUCUUCUUCAUCUGCACCCUCUAGAGCCCAACUGAGCAUUGCCCUGAUCCUGGAGGAGCUGAGGGUGCUGCAGCAAAGACAGAUCCACCAGAUGCAGAUAACAGAGGAGAUCUGUAGACAGGUGCUACGCCUUGGUGGCACUUCGUAUUCCAUAGACACACCAUCCCAGCAUCUCCUUCCUUCAUUACCUCAGCUCUGCCUUGAAGGCAGCAAAAGGGCAGCCAGCCCAACUGCUGAGCCAACUGUAACUGCACCUUCCACCUCUAUGGCUCCUCUCCUGGCAUGCUUCUCCUCCCUUUUGCCUUCUCAAGCAACUAACAAACCAACAAAGCCAAGCAGUUCAUUGUCUCAAAUCCUGCAGCCCCACAAGACCCAGAUGGAAGGGGCAGGAGGGGCCACAGGGGCUCAAGAUUAUCUGAGGGGAAGUUCUUGGACAACAGCUACCCCCACCUCCUCCUCUGCUGCCAUUUCAAUGGCCUCAUCAAACUGUCCACUUGCCCUGUCUUUAGCUAUGCCCAACAGCUAUCUUCAUGAGAAAUCUUCAAAUACCCCUUCAUCGAAUGGGAACAGUGGCAUGUCCUUCCUAAACUCAACUCUCUCUGCUUCAGUCCCCAUGGUCUCAAACUCCCAACCUACUCUUCAAUCUGUCUCAGGAGGAGCAGAAUCCUCCUCUGUGUCCAGCUCCACUACUACUGGUCGCCUCGCACAUGCCUGUCGCUUUUGUGGUAAAACUUUCAGCAGUGACUCCUCACUGCAGAUACAUCUUCGCUCACACACAGGGGAACGACCCUACCAGUGUCCUGUGUGCCUAAGCCGCUUCACCACACGAGGAAACCUCAAGGUUCACUUCCUACGCCAUCGUGAGCAAAACCCAGAGCUCUCACUGUCACUCCUUCCACCUUCUUUGUUUGGGGUAGCAUUAGGAGCCACUAGGGGAUCAGAUAUGGGACAGGCCAUGAGCAGUGGUGGCAAUACUAGUGGUAUGAAUAUGAUACAGAAGAAGCCAAAAAACAGGCCUGAGGAUGAAACAUGUGGAGAUCAUUUGGAGAUUAGUGGAACUGGCUCUGGAUUUUCUCUGGGGGCCUCUGGAGGAUCUGCCCCUUCUACCCUACCUCUGCCCCCAAGCGUGGAUCUGGCUUUGAUUUCCCACUCACUCCUACAGCUCAAUAGGGCUGCAGCUGUAGCCGCUGCAGCUUCUAUCACUUCCGGCUCAUCUCAGUCAUCCUCUUCUUCAGCCUCCACCUCUUCUCUGGCUACCUCCCUCCUCUCAAACCCUUCUUUGUCUUCAUCUGCCAUUGCAGGGUUGUUCAAGGGCACUAAGCAGCAGCAUUUUGACGAGAAUACUCCCCCUCACGCCCCAAUGCUUUCACCUGCAGCUUACUCCCAGCUAGCCCACCUACCCAAGCUUCUCUUUCCAUCUGUCUCCACUUCUUCCUCUACCCCUGCUGCACACGCCUCCCUUUACAACCAUCCAGCCUUGGGCUUGCUGCGCAACCCACUACCCUCUACUCCAGGGUCUCACCAACUUGCUUCUUCUAGCCAUUCUCAGCUUUCAUUCCCUUUUUCUUCCUUUCCUAAAGUUCAAGGUCCUUCCUCUACUACUCCCUCCUCCCUGCCAUCUUCUAUGGCUACCUCCACUCCUACAUCUGAAACCUCAAAGCUGCAGCGGCUUGUGGAGAAGCUAGAAAAGAUGCCUCCCAGCUCCUCUGCUCCAUGGACUUCAUCUUCUACGUCCUCCUCCAUGCUGGAGAUGUUAGCUAGCGGUACCACUACCUCUUUAGCAAGUUCAACCAACAGGGGUUUCACAAAUGCCAGCACUUGUACAACAUAUGUCAUGGCGACCCCACCAUCUUCAACUCUAGUCUCCACUUCUGUUUCAAACUUUACCCAUGAGAUGGUUGCUGCCCUAGGCAUGAGUGCUAAUGGAAGAAAUGCCAUGGCCGGGGGCUUGCUACCAUCAUUAAACAUCACAGGACCAGCUGGUAACCUAGCAAUCAAUCAGUGUGGAGUGUGUCUACGGGUGCUGAGUUGUCCCAGAGCACUCCGUCUGCACCAGGCUACUCACCUUGGAGAACGCCCUUUUCCAUGUAAGAUAUGUGGCAGAUCCUUCUCUACCAAAGGUAGCCUGCGGUCACAUGUGGCCACCCAUCAUGCCCGUCCACCAAAUGCACGUGUCCAGAACUCUUGCCCACUGUGCCAGCGCAAGUUCACAAACGCCCUAGUGCUCCAGCACCAUAUCCGUAUGCAUCUUGGUGGACAAUUGCCCACAGAUGGCACAGAUGAUUCUGCAAAUGAGAUACCAGCAGAAUCUAAUGCCAAACCCUCAAAAUCUCAAGCCCAGUCCACUGACCCAAAUACUGCCUCUAGUAAAACACCUCCUCUAGCAGGCUACUCAAAGAACCCAGCUCCAAGCUCCCAAUUUCAAAAUCCGACAGUCAGCUCUGUCCCUGUCUCUGGUAGUAUGAAAUCAGAUGAAUUAACCAAAAAUCCCGGCAAGUCUGGGUCCCCAAGCCUGGACCUCAUUCCACCCUCUGACCUUAGCCCUGAUCCCUUCAUGGAUACCACCAAACAAAUUUCACCAUCUGGCAGUGUAGACCCCUCUGUUCUUUGUGUCAGUGCUCCCUUGCUAGCCUCCCAGCAGAUUGAUGAAGCUUCCCCAGUUGGCAAAGACAAACAAGUUGAACAACAAGCCAUUGCUGAUGUCAGUCUCUCUAAAUCCUCAUCCUCACCAAUUUCCUCCACGGUUACCAAAACCACAGCAUCAUCUAAUUCUGUGGAAGUUGACCGUGGAGAGGAUGAAGCAUCUACCUCCUCCUUCCUUGGCUCCAAAUCUAACAUGGAAGACUCACAAAGUGCACCUGGCCUUGAUGCCCACUUUGCUUACACUUGUCCUAGCACUUCCUCCAACCCAAUCCUUAGUCAAGAUGCACCCAGUGUUAAUGUGACAUCAACUUUACAAUCAGAAUCAGUUUCCCCAAGACCCCAAUCACCAGAACCAAUGGACGAAGACAAAGAUCAGUCUCCUCCACCAGCAACACCAAAGCAAGACCAAGCAACUGUGCUUGAUGAGGACCCAAAAAAGGUGCCCACUUCAGACACUGCUGACACCUCUAGUUCUGAAGUACGGGGUGCAUCACAAAGAGCUGCCACUUUUGUAAGGGAGACACGCCAGAGCUUUCAUUUGGGUUUAUAUGGGAGGGAGGACCCAAUGGAAAAUGUAAAGAUUAGUGGAUCGGACCCAAGUGAAGCAAUGGAUGAUUCUGUCCCCAUUAGCCUUGCUCCAACCCUCCCAUCUCCAAUGUCUCGUCCUGAGAAGAAGACCUAUUGCUGUGCAGAAUGUGGAAAGGAGUAUGCCAGUCGCAGCGGACUGAAGGGGCACAUGAAGCACCAUGGUGUGGUAACCAAAACGACACGUCCAUCAGGCCGGAGUAGUCGUUCCUCUGCUGACCAGCUUCAGUCUUCUACAUCCAUGACAUCCUUGAACAUUCCUGCCACAAGGAGCUCAGCAGGAUUCUGGAACCAGUACCAAGCCUAUCUCAACCCCAGUAACGAGUCAAGUGAUAACCCAACCACUGGAAACCAAGAAGAGACUGAGUUGGAACAGUCUCCAAAAACACCUGUUCAGUCUCAGAUGGAUCCAAGAAUCCCUGAUGAAACUGGAGAAGAGUCUAGUGAUGGGUAAUAACUUUGGUCAACGUGAUAGGCCUGAUAAUAUUCUGGUGUUUUCAAUCAAUGUUUACUUUUUGGUGAAACUGUAUGGGCAUUUGUGUAGUACUGCUUCCUUAAUACAUUUUAGUAGCCUGUCAAUUUGAUAGUCACAGUAAUAUGUUUGUAUGUGAAAGUUGUGAGUCAACCAGCUUGGUCCUGUGUUUAAAAAAGAGACAGCUAUUGUAAAAAUGAAAAUAUUCCGAAUGUGACAAAUUUUCCAGUUUUUGCUGGAUAUGAUAAAAAUGUGAUAUAACAUUUAUCUGGCUGAAGUUGUCAAAAGCUUGAUGCACUUUCUAACAAAAUAUCCCUGUUGUGUCAAUGUUUCAUAUCAGAUGGUCAAGUUAGUGAUUAUCGCCCCACCCCCAAUUACUUAGUGCAGAUAGCAGACAGGCAAGGUUUAACACAUAUGAACCAAUCUGAUAUAAUAAAUGAGUCACAGAGAAUUACACUUGAAGAAUAGUUAAAAACUGUACAUCAGUAAAUAAGCAAUUUUGGACUCAACAUGUCUUGCCAAAAAACAAAUUUGAUCCAACUGGCACCAAAGGAUGCUCAAGCUAACCAAAAGAAAAUUAAUCUGCAAAUUUAUCCCAACCUGUUAGUUUUAUAUUAAAAGUAUUUUGUAAGAUUACUGUGGAAACUGCUAGAAAUGAUGAUACGAGGAAAUGGAGGGAAAAAAGUUUUGCUUGUUUUGCUUAACUUAUUCAUAGAACUUUUUUGGCUUGCCAGGACAAUACAUACAGACAAAUUAAACUUCUGAUAGAAAUAAACUACUCAUUCAAGUUUUAGUGGUUAACUUUUGACCACAUUGUCUAACGAGAAACAUAGCUGCAGCGUUUGUGAAGCCAGUUAGGACAUGGUCUUCCGUGUGACCUUUGACAUUCAGCUUUGUGAAUAUUAUGAUUGUUGUUUGGUCCAGAAGUUAUAUGUGUAACACUUUUUCUUCAUUUACUAAAACUUUCUAUAAAAGUCUGUCUGUUUGUUGUAGGAUUUACUUUCAGUAUCUCCAUAUUAAAAACCAAUUUGGAAAAACAAA